Molecule: messenger RNA, 2963 nt
Organism: Aspergillus pseudotamarii
Lineage: Eukaryota; Fungi; Ascomycota; Eurotiomycetes; Eurotiales; Aspergillaceae
Product: kinase-like domain-containing protein
Exons: 4
Coding region: 467-2860 (797 amino acids)
Biological process (GO): protein phosphorylation; intracellular signal transduction
Cellular component (GO): cytoplasm
Molecular function (GO): protein serine/threonine kinase activity; ATP binding
Source: RefSeq, a predicted model, not a curated record
AAUCCCACCAAUUUUCACCAGCCAUCCUACUCUUAAUUCGUUUCUUUUUGUCUUCUUUUCGCCUGAAGAAUCAACUCAAUUUCCGAUACAAAUAUAAUUGUUUCCAGUGUCCGACUUCGCUCCCGUGUCUAUGUGACUGGCCUUCCGCCCCUCCAUCCCGCCCCGCCAGAGGUCAGGCUCAUUCUGCGUUGUCGGCUCUCUCCAGCGCUCCACUUUAACCAACCCUGAGCUGCUGUGGGGGAGAAACUGUUCUGUGUCGGUUUCGAUUUUGUUUCUAAUUGGCGUCCAUCGAAUCCGAUUUAAGUGUACCAGGGCCCCGCGACGCAUCAUUUGACAAUUUGAAUUUUCUCCCAUUCGGUUUUCCUCAAAUAUUUCAUACGGUCGGAGUUCACCCCCGAGAACCACUCAAAAUCCAUCACGUCACGUUGUUCUCCCCGACCCUGCCGAACCGCUGCUGUCCGUUGGGAUGGCCGCCGCUUUCGACGACGAAGACCUUUCGGUCCCCCUUCCAUCAUACGACCGCGAUCGCCGUCGUGAACGUGCUCCUGGAACGACUCCUCCCAAUUCGAAUUUCGCUGGUAUGACAAUGCCCCCGCCAUCACGGCCGCUCGGAAGGGGCGGUGAUCCGUCAAUGCAGUCCCCUGCGACCACGAGGGACAUGCAGCGCCUCGAUCAGUAUCAAACCGUGAAGGUUCUAGGCGAGGGUUCUUUUGGUAAAGUCAAGUUGGCUAUUCACCAACCUAGCGGUCGUCAGGUCGCUCUGAAGAUUAUAUCUCGUCGCAAGCUGCUGUCGAGGGACAUGGUUGGGCGUGUUGAACGUGAAAUCCAGUACCUUCAAUUGUUGCGGCAUCCGCACAUUAUCAAGCUAUACACCGUCAUUGCAACUAAAACCGACAUUGUCAUGGUCCUAGAAUAUGCGGAACGUGAACUUUUCGAUUACCUGGUGAAGAGGGGCAGAUGCAAUGACGCCGAAGCUCGCAAGUUCUUCCAGCAGAUAAUUUGUGCUGUGGAAUACUGCCACCGCCAUAAGAUCGUUCACCGGGAUCUGAAGCCUGAGAACUUGCUCAUUGAUAGUGAAAAAAACGUCAAAAUCGCUGAUUUCGGGUUGAGCAACAUUAUGACAGAUGGGAACUUCCUCAAGACUAGCUGUGGUAGCCCGAACUAUGCAGCACCUGAAGUCAUUUCCGGGAAGCUUUACGCGGGGCCUGAGGUGGAUGUCUGGAGCUGUGGAGUCAUUCUCUACGUGCUUUUAGUGGGACGACUUCCAUUCGACGAUGACUAUAUUCCGGCCCUUUUCAAGAAAAUUGCCGCUGGCAAUUUCCAUAUGCCUCCUUAUAUAUCUUCCGGAGCCGCCCGGUUAAUUAGGUCAAUGCUGCAGGUGCACCCAGUUCAUAGACUUACAAUUCCUGAAAUUCGCCAGGACCCAUGGUUCCAAAAGGAUCUUCCGAAAUAUCUUCAGCCACCGCCUGAGGAAUUUAUUGCAACAGGCGUGGAUCCUAACAAGGCCAUCGAUCCACGCAAAAUUGCGCCCGGGAAGCCGAUAUCAGUACAACACAAAAUUCACCAGGUUGCCAUCGCCAAGUUGGAACGAAAUAUGGGAUAUGGCCGUGAGGAUAUUGAGGACGCCCUGAAAAAUCCUGAACCCAGUGCAAUCAAAGAUGCCUUCUUUAUCAUCGUAGAAAAUGAGAUGAUGCAAACUAACUCGCCUACUGAUGAGAAUUUGAUGCCCUCUGCACCCCUGCCACCUUCGGAUCGGACAUCACGCUCGUCGGCAGCAGCUGGCCGGACUACUGCUCACUCACAAGGAGCUCCGGCCGGGCCACCUACCAGAACUCGAAGUGGUUCACAGCGCCAGCCGUUCCAAUUACAUCAGCCAAGUGAUUCGGAUGACCUGGAAACGUCACGCGUAAGCCAUGUUAGGAUUUUGCCAACUAGUUUACCUUACGUCCAUGACCAAUUGAUGGAGCAACGUGAGCGGGAACAGAGAGCUCGCGCUGCAGACCGUCUGGCGGAAGAGCAAGCUCGGUCAGGCUUGGAUGCCCAUGAAGAUCCACAUCGGUCUGGCUUUGAUGGGCGGUCUUUAGAUGAACAGGAGGCAACAGCCAAGGCCCUGAAGCCUCAUUCUCGCAGCAUCGUCGAUCUAGACAAGUUGCGUCUCGAACCACCCGAAGUUCGUAAUGCCCCGCACCAACCCAAGAAAACUCGGAAAUGGCAAUUUGGGAUCCGGUCUCGUAACCAACCAUACGAGGCAAUGCUUUAUCUCUAUAAAGCUAUUGCAGCGCAGAGAGGACGAUGGGAAAUCCUUCCAGCCGAGUCAGGUACUCAAAUAGGUUCUCAGUCUCCAGAUGAACCUAAACCGCUCCAAAGCAAGUAUCCGGAUCUACCUUCGGACUACUAUAUUCCAAAAGACCCAUGGUUCAUACGGGCCCGUCUCUUGAAAGAAGGCGUCAAAGCACCUGGCUCGUCUGGCAGCGUGCAUAGCAGCAGGAGUGAUAUCAGCGAACUUCGUAGGAGGUUCAAUUUGACCGGUGGGCCAUCCUCAGUGGAUGAGAAAAGCCACAGUCCCAAUGAACAUUGGAGCACAUCAGGCCCUUCUUCAGCUUCGCAGCAUCAUUCAAUUCCGCGUGUUGCUUACGGUGUCUGGGUCUUCGUCGAUAUCCAGCUGUAUCAACUGGAGGAAAAUAACUACAUGGUGGACUUCAAGUGUGAUGGAUACCAGAACGUGAUUCGCGCGGAGAGCGAUACCGAAUGGCAUCCUAUUAGCAAAAGAUUCCGGAACAAGGAAAAAGAGAUAACUAGCCCUUAUCCGUUCCUUGAUGUUGCCUCUGAUCUCGUGGCACAAUUAGCGGUGGCAAGCUAGAUUGCUGGUGGUCCUGAUAUUCAUUCAUCGGCGUACUCGGGGAAAUCGGUGCAUCUGGCGCGGCGUUCUGGUUCUUUAGUUAUUCUACUUUCCUGCCUUUGCU